Molecule: messenger RNA, 2366 nt
Organism: Neofelis nebulosa (Clouded leopard)
Lineage: Eukaryota; Metazoa; Chordata; Mammalia; Carnivora; Felidae
Gene: CACTIN
Product: cactin, spliceosome C complex subunit
Exons: 11
Coding region: 46-2340 (764 amino acids)
Biological process (GO): mRNA cis splicing, via spliceosome; negative regulation of innate immune response
Cellular component (GO): spliceosomal complex; cytoplasm
Molecular function (GO): protein binding
Source: RefSeq, a predicted model, not a curated record
AGGCCCCGGAUAUUUGUGUCAGCUCUGCCGCCACCGUCUCAGCUGAUGGGUCGGGACACACGCUCGCGCUCGCGGUCGGCUGGUCGCAGGGGCCGCAGGCAACGGAGCGGGAGUCGGAGCCGAAGUCGGAGCGGGAGCCAUGAGCGGCGAGACCGCCGGCGCCGGGACGACGAAGUACGGCGCAGGCGGAGGCGGCAGAGCCGGGAGCGCAGCUUGCGGGACCAGUGUAAACACCACCUUCUCCUGUCGGGUUCGGACGAACACCGGUGGCGGCGGCAAAGGCGGCAGAGCCAGAGUCCGCCGCCCCCACGCUGGCGGUCGCGGGGCCGGUCCUCCCAGUCUGACUCCGAUGACGAGCGCCAGGAGCAGCAGCGGGGCCGGUGGGCCCGCCGGCGGCGGACGCGCUCUUGGUCCCCGGGCUCCUCGGCGUCCGGCUCGGCCUCCCCGGACCGCUCCCAGAGCCCCCGGGAGGCGGCGGCGGCCCUGAGCCACCAGCACAGCCUGCAGGAGCGGCUGCGGCUGCGGGAGGAGCGGAAGCAGCAGGAGGAGUUGAUGAAGGCCUUCGAGACCCCCGAGGAGAAGCGGGCCCGGCGGCUGGCCAAGAAGGAGGCCAAGGAGAGGAAGAAGCGGGAGAAGAUGGGCUGGGGGGAGGAGUACAUGGGCUACACCAACACCGACAACCCUUUCGGCGACAACAACCUCCUGGGCACCUUCAUCUGGAACAAGGCCCUGGAAAAAAAGGGGAUCGGCCACCUGGAGGAGAAGGAGCUGAAGGAGCGGAACAAGAGGAUCCAGGAGGACAAUCGCCUGGAGCUGCAGAAGGUAAAGCAGCUGCGGCUGGAGCGCGAGCGCGAGAAGGCCAUGCGGGAGCAGGAGCUGGAGAUGCUGCAGCGGGAGAAGGAGGCCGAGCACUUCAAGACGUGGGAGGAGCAGGAGGAUCACUUCCACCUGCAGCAGGCCAAGCUGCGCUCCAAGAUCCGCAUCCGGGACGGGAGGGCCAAGCCCAUCGACCUGCUGGCCAAGUACAUCAGCGCCGAGGACGACGACCUGGCCGUGGAGAUGCACGAGCCCUACACCUUCCUCAACGGCCUCACCGUGGCCGACAUGGAGGACCUGCUGGAGGACAUCCAGGUAUACAUGGAGCUGGAGCAGGGCAAGAACGCGGACUUCUGGCGGGACAUGACCACCAUCACGGAGGACGAGAUCGCCAAGCUCCGCAAGCUGGAGGCCUCGGGCAAGGGCCCAGGUGAGCGGCGAGAAGGGGUCAACGCCUCGGUCAGCUCUGACGUGCAGUCGGUCUUCAAGGGGAAGACGUACGGCCAGCUUCACGUCAUCUUCCAGGGCAUCGAGGGCAAGAUCCGGGCCGGGGGCCCCAACCUGGACAUGGGCUACUGGGAGAGCCUGCUCCAGCAGCUUCGGGCCCACAUGGCGCGCGCCAGGCUCCGCGAGCGGCACCAGGACGUGCUGCGGCAGAAGCUGUACAAGCUGAAGCAGGAGCAGGGUGUGGAGAGCGAGCCUCUGUUCCCCAUCCUCAAGCAGGAGCCCCCGUCGCCGGGCCACAGCCUGGAGCCUGAGGACCCUGCCCCGACCCCACCCGGGCCCUCCUCCUCCGAGGGGGCCUCGGGGGAGCCGGAGGCGGAAGGGGCGGCCCCCGCGGAGGGCGAGGCGGACGGGGAGGCUGUGCUCAUGGAGGAGGACCUGAUCCAGCAGAGCCUGGACGACUACGACGCGGGCAAGUACAGCCCCCGGCUGCUCACGGCCCACGAGCUGCCGCUGGACGCGCACGUGCUGGAGCCCGACGAGGACCAGCAGCGCCUACAGCUGUCCCGGCAGCAGCUGCAGGUCACAGGGGACGCGAGCGAGAGCGCGGAGGACAUCUUCUUCCGGCGCGCCAAGGAGGGCAUGGGCCAGGACGAGGCGCAGUUCAGCGUGGAGAUGCCGCUGACCGGCAAGGCCUACCUGUGGGCCGACAAGUACCGGCCGCGCAAGCCCCGCUUCUUCAACCGCGUGCACACGGGCUUCGAGUGGAACAAGUACAACCAGACGCACUACGACUUCGACAACCCGCCGCCCAAGAUCGUGCAGGGCUACAAGUUCAACAUCUUCUACCCCGACCUCAUCGACAAGCGCUCCACGCCCGAGUACUUCCUGGAGGCCUGCGCCGACAACAAGGACUUCGCCACCCUGCGCUUCCACGCGGGGCCGCCCUACGAGGACAUCGCCUUCAAGAUCGUCAACCGCGAGUGGGAGUACUCCCACCGCCACGGCUUCCGCUGCCAGUUCGCCAACGGCAUCUUCCAGCUCUGGUUCCACUUCAAGCGCUACCGCUACCGGCGGUGACGGCCGGGGCCCCUCCCGCCCGGACC